UCCUCCUCCCCGUCCUCCUUAUCACCCCCAUGUCCACCGCAAGAGCGUCCGCGGUCUCAUCGCGCCGCGCAACCAAUCAGUCAACCUCGUCCACGAAUUCCAACGGCUCAAGCCGCAGUGAGCGCGGCGACCGCUCUGAACGAACUCGCACAGGUCCGCCGGCAGUAGAGAGUGCAGUUACCCGCCUUCUGGUCUCCAUCAAGCAACUCCUCGAAUCCCUCACCAAGUGGAGCGCCAGCGAAGUGGAUGAGAGCUUCAUCAGCGAUGUCUACGUCCGCCUGGGGAACGACUUCAAUGGCGCGGUAGCAGCCUUCGCCAUGUAUAGAAUUGAAAUGACCGAGCUCAUGGGGGUACCUGAAGCCCUGCGCGCGGUCCUUGAGACUUGUCUGUCAGAAGAGGCGACGAAGGAGACACUGGACCAGUAUCUUCCGAAGGUGCGCGGCAUCAUCACCGACCUGCUCCAAGGCCUGCGGCAAAAGCAGUCCAUGUAUCGGCGAAUCGUUUCGGACAGCCGGCAUCGCUCGUCCGGGACGGAUGGGGGAAGCGACAGAGAUAGCAGGGCGUCGCGAUCAGAUCGGUCGUCGAGGAGGCAAGUAGAGCAAGCCGUUGCAAACGGAGAAGGGUCGGAGGGUUCGCGGUCGGGGGACAUGCGCAGGAGUACGCCGGCAGCGAAGCGCAAAGAUGUCCCUUCUAUGCAAGCAGGAGCAGCGAAUGAAGAAGUGCCUGCAGCUCGAUCAUCCACCCCAGUGCAAGCCUCCUCUCGCCCCCAAACACCAGUCCAACCCCGCCCUCAGCUCGCUGCUGUUCAGUCCUACUCUAGCCCUCGUGUGGCGCUCUCAGAUGUCAGUGAACCGACCCCGUCGCGUGUACGUUCUGCAUCCGCGAUUCAAUCAUCGCAAACAAAUGGCUUUCAUGACCGCGACGCUACACCGCGACACCACUCACUACAUGAAAGCCGUCACUCUGAAGAUACCACGCCCAUUCCGACACCUCCAUUACCCCAACCUCAGGCUCGUCCACCAUCGGGCGUGCCCGCGCACGUCAAGCGCUACUCGCUGACCGACCGACCCGUCACUUCACCAACCCCGCCACCUGCCGUCGUUGUUGAUGAGCCGACUUCACCACCAAUCGAGCAAACUUCGUCGCAGGCGGAGUCGCCCCAGAUCAAUGGCGAUGGCGAACUUCCUUCUUCAGAUUCGCAGACCCUCGCUGCCGAGCCUGGCGUCCAGACAUCUCUGGCCGCGCUCCGGGACCGCACCACUCUCGAGCGGCGCGCGUCGAAGCGCUUCUCGUCGUACAAUUUUGCGAAGAUGGUCGGUGGAGGCUCGCUUCGCGAGCGACCAUCCGGCUCUGGGAGUAGUACACCGAAUCGACGUUCGUUGGCUGUCUCGAGCGCGCUCAGUCCCGGCGACCUAGCGGUACUCACAGAGGCUGAGGAAGACGGAGCUAACUCUGCCACCCCAUCCCCCGUUCGACGGACAAGGAGCAAAUCACGCCAGCCCCCGAGAAAUCCGAGUCCUAUCGCAGAGGAGGAGGAGGCGCCCCCUGUGCCAGCACUUCCGCCUAGAGAACCAACACCCCAAGCUCCACUAGACGUGCCAUUCGCCUCAGCUGCCGCUGCAGGAUCGCCGAAGUUGCUGACGGUGUUCCUUCAGGUGGGACGGGAGGUCAAGAAGGCGACGUUUGAGCCGGGCAUGACGCAGUCGAGUCUUAAGCUACUCUUCGUCGACAAGUUCUCGUACAACCCUGGCCAGGAUAACUUCCCCGCGAUCUAUAUCCGGGAUCCUAGUAGUGGGGUGCAGUAUGAGCUUGAGAACAUGGACGAGAUCAAAGACCGAUGCUCGCUGGACCAGAUCAAGCAGCACAUCGACCUGCAGAUGGCUUCGCUCGCGCAAGAGAUGAAGGAUCUCCGGGCAGCCGUCUCCACGAACAGACGGGCGUCCAUGCCACCACCUAUGAUCAUCGCCCAGCCACUCGCUGAGAGCACCCCAGCAACCGCGCGGCCGAGUGAUCACCAGUUCCGUAAGGUCGCUCGGCGACUGUCGCGCCUCCUACCCGACGACGUACCAUUCUUCGAAGAAGAGUCAACGCCCAUGGCACCGCAGAUCACAGGCGCGUCGAUCCAGCCACAAAUGACUGGCGCAUCUGUCACGUCCGAGUACACGAACCGUGUCGUCACCGAUCUGAAGACGCAGUUCGACGAGGUGCAGAACCUGCGACGCGACCUCGGUAUCAUGCGGCAGCUGUACACCGAGUUCAUGAAGCAGACGAAGGACUCUCUCGGUCAGCUCCGCACGCAGACACAGAACGUCCGCCAGCUUGCAUCCAACAAGAUCGGUGGCGCACGGCAGUACAUCGACGACGGGAAGGCCAAACUCGACACUCGCAGUCAGACCGUGCUCACGAAGAUGGAGGAGCUACAAGACACCGUCGAGAAUAUCAAGGACGACGUUAUCAAGCGAUCUGUCACGCCCAAGCCAUGGGUGCUCAAGAACAUCAAGGGCGACAUGGAAGCGACCGUGAAGCCGAUGUGGAAGAAGACGUGGGAAGAGGAGCUGCAGAACAUCGUCGAGGAGCAGCAAUUCCUUCAACACCAAGAGGAGUUCCUCAGCGAUCUCCUGGAGGACAACAAGGCCGUCAUCGAAGUGUGGGGGCAUGUCGAGAAGAUCAUUUCGCUGCGCGGAAAUGCCUCGGCGAGAGCCAGUCGUUCGAAGGGCUUCAAGCCGCCACCGAUGGACGCAGGCCAUACCGGUCUCAGUACAGUCAUGCUUGAGAUCCGUGGUGCAGCUGCCGAUCAGGAGCGACGGCUCAAGGCAAUUGCAGCGACAGAGAAGGCGCGGGAGAAGGAGCUGGCCAGCCGGUCUGACGAGUUCCAGAAUGAGCUGAGUGGUUUCGUGGAUGGCAAGAAGCUCAAGAGGACGGGCGGUGCGGAGGAGGUGGAGAGGGUGCGACAACGAAGGAACGAGCAGACGUUGAAGGCCAUGUUCACCGGCGGAUCCACGGCAUCUGCGAACGAUUCCGGUAUGAAUUCGGUGCCUGCUUCGCCUCUCUCGCCGUGAUGAACAGCGAUGAUACCCCUUCGUCUUCCUUUCCGAUUAGUUGUACGCUUUUGCUCGCUUUCCGGUGCUCCAGACACUCAUUUCGCUCUUAGUAUGCCUCCCACAGCGGAGGAAACGGACUGUCGUCUAUUCGAUCCCUCAGUUGUAUCUAUCACUUCAUCCAUGAAUCUGAUAAUUACGCUCAUGCUUUCUUCGGCACCCUCCCUUGUGUGUAGAACUAGGUUAGAUAAUGAUAUCUAGUGUGUAUCCCUUCGAAUGCUCAGACUA
Molecule: messenger RNA, 3326 nt
Organism: Fomitopsis serialis
Lineage: Eukaryota; Fungi; Basidiomycota; Agaricomycetes; Polyporales; Fomitopsidaceae
Product: actin interacting protein 3-domain-containing protein
Exons: 6
Coding region: 30-3059 (1009 amino acids)
Biological process (GO): establishment of cell polarity
Cellular component (GO): cell tip; cytoplasm
Molecular function (GO): cytoskeletal regulatory protein binding
Source: RefSeq, a predicted model, not a curated record